AUGGACAGGGGAGGUGCAUUCAUCAUGGGGCGUGGGAAGGGGAUGGAGGAGGUGCAAGCGACUGCUACGUCCUACACCACGUCCCUCGUUGUAGCCGCUACUGGAGGCGCCACGGCCACCUCCUCCUCCACGGACAAGGGCAGCAGUGAGAGGGGAGGAGGAGUGAAAAAGGUCGGCGUCGGCGUCAAGAAGCCAGGAGAUGAUAUUGGAGGAGGAGAAUGCGAUUUUGUGAGUGGUGUAUGCAGUGGGGAGGGCGUCAAGGAUACGGGCCAUGAGGAGGGAGUCGGUGAUAGUGAUGCCGCGGUUAGAGAGGGUGUCGCGAUCGGUGGCGGCGCGGGGGAACAGGAGGAGGGACAGCCCCGGGAAUCCGCGUGUCGUAUAGAGGCAGGGGUGCGGACGACGGUCGCGGGUGCGCAGAAGAGGGUCGCGGAUGCGGGGGCGAUGGUCGCGGGUGCGCAGACGGCGGUCGCGGAUGCAGGGGCGAGGGUCGCGGGUGCGCAGGCGGCGGUCGCGGAUGCGGGGGCGAGGGUCGCGGGUGCGCAGGCGGCGGUCGCGGAUGCGGGGGCGAGGGUCGCGGGUGCGCAGGCGGCGGUCGCGGAUGCGGGGGCGAGGGUCGCGGCUGCGCAGGCGGCGGUCGCGGAUGGGGGGGCGAGGGUCUCGCAUACGUAG
This is a messenger RNA of Closterium sp. Naga37s-1, 669 nucleotides long. NCBI's taxonomy places the organism in Eukaryota, Viridiplantae, Streptophyta, Zygnematophyceae, Desmidiales, Closteriaceae. The record is from the annotation of a GenBank genome assembly.